UAACUCUGUCAUCCCCGCUGGGUUCGUGGAAACUUCUCAACCUCACAGCGUCAGAGGAACAGCAAUGGCGACAAGGAGCCCUGGGUUUUCACGGACCCAAACAAGCAGAGGAAAUUCAUGCAAAAACAUUUUUAAUAAAAUCCGGCAAGGCCAAAUCACGGGUGUUGGGUUGACUAGAGGGUCUCAGUUUCCUGUGGCUCUGCUGGAAGAGAGAGAUAAAAGAGCUCAAUGGCAGGGGAUACCAGUGUUAUUGAGGAGACUUCAUGAGAGCAGCCAUCCUAACAGCGAUCUCGCUAAGAUUCACAGCAUGGUCAUGGAGCUGUCAUCAUUGCUGUCUAUGGAGGCUAUGUCAUUUGUCACAGAGGAGCGCAAAACACCACAGGAGUCGAUUUCUCCAAAUACAUAUACGUUUGACUUGUUUGGAGGAGUUGAUUUAUUUGUAGAGAUUCUGAUGCGGCCAACGCUCACAGUACAGGGAGACCUACCCAUACUGAGUGACGAUCUCAUCAAGGAUUGUCUAAGCGUUCUGUACAACUGCUGUAUAUGUACAGAGGGCGUUACAAAAAGCCUUGCAGCGAGGGAGGAUUUCGUCACGUUCCUGUUCACUCUCAUGUCCAAUAAAAAGGUUUUCCUACAGACUGCCACUCUUAUUGAGGACAUUCUGAGUGUUCGAAAGGAAAUCAUCCAGCUUGAAGAAAUUCCAAAUUUGGCCAGUCUGGUCCAGAGCUUCAACCAGCAGCAGCUGGCCAACUUCUGUCGUAUCCUCUCAGUCACCAUAUCAGAGCCAGAUGUGGGUGUAGAUGACAAACACACCCUCCUGGCCCGCAGUACCCAGCAAAAGACCAGCACAUGCCCAUCACGCGCCGAGAGCAACCAAGUGACUCUGGUGAAUAUCCCAGGCUUUAUUGAGCGUCUUUGUAAGCUUGCCACAAGGAAAGUUACAGAGGCGGCAGAUGCCUCUCCCCGACUGGAGCUGGAGGACUGGCACAGUUGGCUUGACAAUGCAUUGGUUCUGGAUGCUCUCAUGCAGUUAGCAAUCGAGGAAGCAGAGCAGAGCAGUACAGAGUCAUCUGAUGAGAGCUCCUUGUCCUCUAGUCCGCUCAGACACAGGCUGCCCCAGUCUAUGAAGAUCGUACACGAGAUCAUGUACAAAGUGGAGGUUCUCUAUGUACUGUGUGUGCUGCUUAUGGGCCGACAGAGAAAUCAGGUUCACAGAAUGUUGGCAGAGUUCAAGUUAAUUCCAGGUCUCAACAACCUGUUUGAUAAGCUGAUCUGGAGAAGGCAGCCUUCUGGUCACGUCUUACAUCGGCAGAACCAGAACUGUGACUGCAGUCCAGAGAUCUCUUUCAAGAUCCAGUUCCUUAGGCUGCUGCAGAGCUUCAGUGACCACCAUGAGAAUAAAUACCUUCUUCUAAGUGGACAGGAACUGAAUGAACUGAGUGACAUCUACCUGAAUGCAAACAUCUUUGAAAUGGAGGCACUGAAUAACACAGACAGGAGCCUUGUCUGUGAUGGUAAAAAGGGUCUUCUUACACGGUUAAUCUCAGUCAUGAAGAAAGAGCCAAUUGAUUCUUCAUUCAGGUUCUGGCAGGCAAGAGCCGUGGAGAGUUUUCUGAGAGGAACGCCAUCAUAUGCUGAUCAAGUGUUUCUUCUCAGAAGAGGCUUGUUAGAGCAUAUUCUAUAUUGCAUCAUCGACAGUGGCUGCAAGUCACAUGACGUCCUUCAGAGCUACUUUGACCUACUUGGUGAGCUUAUGAAAUUCAACAUUGAUGCCUUCAAAAGAUUUAACAAAUACGUCAACACGGAGGAGAAGUUUCAGAUGUUCCUAACUCAGAUCAACAGCUCUCUGGUAGACUCUAACAUGCUGGUGCGAUGUAUCGUCCUGUCUCUGGACCGCUUUGAGAGCCAGACGAAAGAUGUGAAAGUGGUUGAAGUGUUUUCAGAGUGUCGCCUCUUGUCCUACAUGGCUCAAGUGGAAAACAGGUUGUCCUUCCUUUUCAGACUGACCAGCAUCAUCAAUGUCCAAACCCUCACUCAGGAGAAUGUGAGCUGUCUGAACACCAGUCUGGUGCUUCUGAUGCUGGCACGGAGGCGGGGUAAGUUGCCUUUCUAUCUGAGCGCUCUUCGAGAGAAGGAAUAUGCAGAGAAAUACCCCGGCUGCCUGCUCAACAACUUCCACAACCUGCUGCGCUUCUGGCAGCACCACUACCUCAACAAGGACAAGGACAGCACCUGCCUGGAGAACAGCUCUUGUAUUCCCUUCACCUACUGGAAGGAGACGGUCUCAGUGCUGCUGGGCUCUGGAAGAAGCUCACGCUGUGCUAUUGCCUCCUACAUUGAUGAAGCCUACAGGGACCUGGACAGAGACUUCCUGGAGCUGUGACUGUAGAGACUGAGAGGACUCUCUUUACAUCAGAAUUACAUCAUGCCUAAAUUUAUAAGACCUAGUUCAUUCAGAUGCAUUACAGAAUAGGUGUGUGUGUGUGUGUGUGUGUGUGUGUGUGUGUGUGUGUGUGGAUGCAAGUGUAUCUGGGUAUUCAUGGUGCUGAGGGUAUUGAUCUGCUCGUGUUCAAUAGCAUGAAUGUAUGUUGGCUCAAAGUAUUAAAUGUGAAAUGAAUGUGCUUGGGAAUAUGUAAUGCCACUGUAGGUGUGUUUGUAUUUGCAGUGGCACUAGGGUCUGGAUGUUUUUUUUAGUUGGUAGAGUUACAGCUGCCUUGUUCUCUAGUGCUGAAUUCUCUCGCCUCCUGUUGGUUGGCUUGUCAGUUACGCAUUCAGGCAUGACAAACUCCUGGAAGUAGUCAGGAAGAGCCUCACUGCCCACUGUCCCUUACUGCAAAAAAAAAAAAAAAGACUAUUUAAUUCAGGGACAUUCUAAUGUCUAAUAUUGGUGAUUGGCUUAGUUUACAUACUGCCUGUAUAUUUAUGUUCUUAUGUAUGUAGUUCUCACUUGACCUAAAAUUUUAAAUUUUCAGCCCCAAACUCACAGAAUGACAACACAAAAUCAACAGAAGAAAAUAAAGGUCUUGUUUUAUCACAA
Molecule: messenger RNA, 3037 nt
Organism: Onychostoma macrolepis
Lineage: Eukaryota; Metazoa; Chordata; Actinopteri; Cypriniformes; Cyprinidae
Gene: trpc4apb
Product: transient receptor potential cation channel, subfamily C, member 4 associated protein b
Exons: 19
Coding region: 65-2383 (772 amino acids)
Biological process (GO): ubiquitin-dependent protein catabolic process
Cellular component (GO): Cul4A-RING E3 ubiquitin ligase complex
Molecular function (GO): phosphatase binding
Source: RefSeq, a predicted model, not a curated record